Messenger RNA from Phytomonas sp. Hart1, 1649 nucleotides. NCBI's taxonomy places the organism in Eukaryota, Euglenozoa, Kinetoplastea, Trypanosomatida, Trypanosomatidae. The record is from the annotation of a GenBank genome assembly.
AAAUUUUUGCGACUCAAAAGCUUUUUCUUUUACAGUUUAAUUUUUUUUAUAUAGUCAGUUUCUUCUCUUUUUUACAUUAGAAAUUAAACUUCAUUCUUUUUUCUUCUUAUUCGACGCGAAUUGUUGCUUUAGCAACGAACAAUCAAAUAUUUUUAGCAAAGUCUGAAAAAAAAGGCGUCAUUUUUUUCAGAAAGUGAAUGAAGACAAAUUACAUUUAUUUUACAAAUAUAAUUAAACCAUCAGCUUAACAAGCGCAAGAAAGAAAGGGAACCUUUUUGUGUAAUCCAAUCAAAGAGCUUCUGAUCGUUAGAAAAUUUACGAUAAAAAAGCAGAUAGCUCGCGUGAUACACGUCUGAUUUAAAAAAAAAAUUAAAUUGUUUUCCCGUUAACCGCUUUCUUUUUUUUAAGUUUAAACCUCUAGAGACGCAGGUUAAUCGAACACAUUUUUAACAUACUGUUCACAAGGCAAUCUGGUUCCAGGUUCUUGGCUUUCAUUUUCUUUUGGUUAAUUGCUUUGUAAUUUAUUCCUUACCGAUACGAGGCAUCUACUUGAAGGGCUAAAAAAAAUACAGAAUCACCCUUCUUUUUUUCUUUUCCCCUUAGUUUCUGAAAUCAUGAAUCCCGAGACGAUCUACGUGUUCGAUCCUACCACGCAGGUCUCUAGUCACCCAGCCAAUAAUGAAGGUGUGGUGUAUGUGUCCGCCCCCCCGUCCACCGCGACGGGGGCCACCCUGCAACUUGUCCAAGGGGCCAUGCUCCCACCUUUACCAUCCGCCUCCCCCGAUUCGGUUCCUAAUCAGUCGCACGUCCUGAGCGUUAAUGCUUACCCCGUUUCCUACACUGUUCUCCCUUCCUCGAACCAAACCUACGAUGUGAAUCAUUUCGAUUUAACGCGGUACGCCGCCCUCGGUGCUCCUAUUCACAACGCCAGACCACCCUUUGGGAGUUCGUUCGCGUCCCAGGGGCAACCCCCCAACCUGAAAACAAUACCGCUCUAUUUGCUGAGUCCGCUUGGUCAGGAGCAGCAGCCUUCGCCGAACAGUGUGAACUCUUCGUUUGCGCCCGGGUUUGCGUACUUGGAGGCGCCGUAUAUGGGGGGCUCCUCGACCAUCCACACGCCCCACACCACAGCCACCAUCGCGGCCACCCAGCAGCAGUUAAAUAUCAUACCCAGUAUGGAUCAAGGACCCUUGACGAUGCUCCCCGUUCCCACCUCCUCCCCCGUACACCCUUUAAUGGGUCCGCAAAAGACGUGGUCGAUUUUAACGACAUCGUUGAAUAAAUCCCCCGAGCCGGCCACACCUUCACACCCAUUGGGCCUAUGCAAGGGGGCGAAUUCCCCUAAUUUGGUCUACCCCCUGGUCGAACAACAUAGCAGCAGUAGUACGGCCUCGGUGGCGCACCUGAAAAGUCCUGCACAAUCAGACAUGCACAAAAAGUUCCCAAUUGAGUAUCAUCCAAACCCCAGUCCUCUUUCUUCUAAAGGAAAGCAACUGCCUCGGUUUAUGGGCGUGAGGGGGUUUUUAGCGCCUCCCCCGUUGGGCAGCCGCAUUGUGCCUGGAACGACAACGCUGUUAGAUAUCCCACCAUUAGCCCUACCAGAACCUAGAUGGGGAAUUCUUCCUCAGGCUGCGCUUCUGGCAGAGUGA